GCGUCUGUGCUGCUGGCAGGAGUGACCAGAAUAAAAACAGCAACACCAGACAUAGACGAGGAAAUAAAGCAAAGUGAUCCAUUGAACCAGAGUGUUUGCCCUCUCAUAAUUGCAUCGAGCUUUUCCCUUUUUUCACCCUCCCCCUGCUUUUUUUUCUUUUUUCUCAUCACUCUUUGAGACUUCGGGGCUAGUGGUAAUUAGCCAGAAGAGAAUAAAACCAGCUGAUCGGGAGAGGGGUGGUGCAUUUUGGAGCGAGAUGGCUAACAGAAACAUUCUGUUGCUCUUCUGUGGACUCUUCAUCUUAGCACUGAUUCAACCCUCUCUUCAAGGAGGUGUGUAUCUACCACCUGGUGCUGGGUUAGGACCAGGAGGCGGUGGAACAGGAACUGGAUUCUUUCCAGGGGGUGCUGGAGGGUUCCCUGCGGGCUAUAAACCAGCUAAGGCUGCAGGAGGUUAUGCAGGAGGAGGUGGAGGCCGAGGCGUAUUCGUGCCAGGGGCAGGUGGCCAGGUCAUUGCAGGAUUGCCAGCAGGACAAGGUGGAAAGGCCCCUAAACCAGGAUAUGGAAAUCUAGGAGGUGGCGGCCUGGGGCCUGGAGGCUAUGGAGGAGGUGGCUACGGGGGCUACUAUCCGGGAGCUGGAUCAAAGGCUGCUAAAAGCGGGGUUGGAGGACCAGGAGGAGGUCCUGGAGUCACUGGAACUGGACCCGGUGGAGCACCUGUUAUUCCUCAGACCGGCCUUCCUGGAGGUGGUGGCGCAGGAAAAAAAGCUGCCAAAGUGCCAGGUGUGGGUGUACCUGGCCUUUAUCAAGGUGGACUGGUGCCUGGACAAGGGUUUGGUGGACGUGGAGUUCUGCCUGGAGUGCCCACUGGGUCUCAACUCAGUCCCAAAUCAAUUGCAGGAGGAGGAGGACAGCAAGGUAUCCGUGGGUAUGGGGGACCAAUGCAGCCAGGAGUGUUCCACGGAUACCCCCUCAAAUCACCCAAAGUUCAAGGUGCCUAUGGAGCAAAAACUGCAGGUGGAAAACUUCCCUAUGGUUAUGGUGGCUUUAAUGUUGCACCUGGACUGCCAGGAGUGCAAGGUGGCCCCGGGUCGAAGCCAGGAUAUCCUGUUGGAACUGGAGUGGGACUUGGGGUCAUAUCACCUGGUCAGGCUAAAGCUGCUCAGGGUGGCACUGGAGGCUUUGGAGCUGGUGGUGGUGGCUUUGGUGGCACUGGUGGACUGUAUCCAGGCCAGGUGCCAGGAGGGUAUGGAGCUGCUAAGGCUGCCAAAUAUGGAGUUCCAGGAGGUGUACCUGGGGGAGUACCAGGAGGUGUACCUGGGGGAGUACCAGGAGGGGCACCGAUUGGAAGAGUUCCAGCCAUUAGUGGAUAUUCACCAGCAGCAAAAGCUGCUAAAUAUGGAACCGGAGGACAAAUAGGCACAGGAGGACAAAUAGGCACAGGAGGACAAAUAGGCACAGGAGGACAAAUAGGCAUAGGAGGACAGCUGGGAACUGGAGGAGGAUAUUAUCCUGCAAGCAAAGCUGCCAAAUAUGGUGGGACAGGAGGACAACUAGGAACAGGACAACUUGGAACAGGGCAACUUGGAACAGGGCAACUAGGAACAGGGCAACUAGGAACAGGACAACUUGGAACAGGACAACUUGGAACAGGACAACUAGGAACUGGAGGAGGAUAUUAUCCUGCAAGCAAAGCUGCUAAAUACGGGGGACAACUAGGAACAGGAGGGCAACUUGGAACAGGACAACUAGGAACAGGACAACUAGGAACAGGACAACUUGGAACAGGGGGAGGAUAUUAUCCUGCAAGCAAAGCUGCCAAAUACGGGGGACAACUAGGAACAGGAGGGCAACUUGGAACAGGAGGGCAACUUGGAACAGGAGGGCAACUUGGUACAGGAGGACAACUUGGUACAGGAGGACAACUUGGAACAGGCGGCGCAUAUUAUCCUGCAAGCAAAGCUGCCAAAUACGGUCAAGGUGGUGGAGGGUUUAUUCCAGGUGUUCAUGGAGGUGGUGGAGGAGGAGGAGGAGGAUUUUUACCAGGAUAUGGAUCUUUGGCAGCCAAACCUCCUAAAUAUGGAGUCCCAGGAGCAGGCCUAGGAGGAGGGAUUGUCCCGGGGGGAGCAGGACAGGUAGUCCCUGGUGGUGGAUUGGGUGGUUUUGGAGGUGGUGCUGGAGUCAAACCACCAAAGUAUGGAGUUCCUGGAGGAGUUGGAACAGGGCUAGGACCUGGAGGAGUACCUAUUGGAGGAACAGGAUUUGCAGGUGGACCGUACUCUGCUGCCGCAAAAGCUGCUAAAUAUGGAGUUGGAACUGGAGGUCUACCUGGAGGAUUUCCAGUUGGAGCAAAAGCACCAAAAUACGUAGUUCCAGGAGUGACUCCAUACACACCUGUCACUUUUCCAAAUGGUUCUGUUGUACCUGGUCAAUUAGUUCCUGGAAAACCAGCAAAGGAUGUCAGUGGAACUCCUCAGCCAGAGCCCACUGAUAUUGCCGCAACUGGCAAGACCCCAGAGGUCCCAGAUCCCAGUGUUUCUGGUGGAAUUGUUCAGCCUAGUCCAGGCACAGGUGUUGUUGGAACGGGAGUUGACGCUCCUGUUGGUGUCGACACUUCACGCCAAGUUCAACCUGGUCCUGGUGUUGGAACAGUUGGAAAAGCACCCAAACCAUUCAUACCAGGUAUUGGCUACCCUUAUGGACCACCUUAUGGAGUACCUUUAGGCACUGGCACUGGACCUGGAACUGGACCUGGAACUGGAACACUGCCUGGAGCGAAGCCUCUGAAACCUCCAGUUGUGGGUGGUGCUGGAGAGAGACCAGGAAUCCCACUGGCUGCAGGAGGUUAUCAAGGUGGAGUUGUGUAUCCUGGAGGUGCAGCUAAAGCGCCCAAACCAGGCUACGGCAAUAUUGGAGGUGGUGGCGGAUACCAGCAAGGUGUAGUUCCUGGUUACAGAGGAGGAUACCCCCAGCAGUACUACCAAGGAGCCGGAUUAAUGUUGAGGCGCUAUUACCCAGGAUAUGUGCCAGCCCCGCUGACUCCUCAACAAGCCAAAGCAGCAAAGUACGGUCCUCUGCAGGGCUUCCUUGGUGGAGGAGGCGGCGGAGGAAUCUAUAGAGGUGGUGUUGCAGGAUGCCAGGGCAAAUACUGUGGGAGGAGGAAGUAGAGGAUCUCCCGAGAUCCAGUGACCUCAAGAAACCAUGGUGCUACUGCAUGAUCGAGAAUGUACAUUUUAUAUGCAAAGCCCCAUUAGACAACCUGUAAAGAUGUUUGUUCUUACUUACUUGACUUCAGUGUCUGUUUUUACACAAACCCACCGACCCAGAAUUUUGUACAUGUGCUGAUGUGACGUAUGUUAUUGACAGUGCCUUUAAUCAUUAACAUGUUCAAGUUAACCAGCUUUAAUUCUGUACCGCACCGGCCCACCAUGUGUCGCUGCGUCCGUGCACGCACGCCUGCACGUGUGUGUAUCGUUUGUUUGAAACUGUCUGUACCAUCGGCUGUCAAUGUGACCCACAAGUGAUUUCCCUUUCUGCUUUAAUCCUAAACUAAAUCAAGGUGAUCCGUCUCACUGGGCAGCACAGGGCUCAUCUACUCCUCUCCAACCUGUCACAGGGGUGGGGUUGGUCAUAGCUAGGCCGAAAUCUGAUGAUAUCCAGCCAAUGUCAGUGUGGUUCCUGGCUCCCCAUUUUCUCUGCUGCCAUUUUUAGGCCUGCUGGGUAUAAAGCGGUGGUAACUGGGGCUCCGGCCAACCCAUCUGCUCUCGGCAACUUUGCUGAUUCUUGUUGCUGUGCAGUUCAGUUUUCUCAGCUUUUUUUUUUUUGUUAAAUGUUGCCAAACACUUUCUGCUGAAGACAGUCAAAAAGCAGUGUGUUCAAAUAUCAAUCAGACUCUGCUCUGGUAUGUACGCGACGUGUAUGUGCGUGUGUGUUUCAUUAUGUGUCGUGUUUAAGUCUGCUUCAAAUGUUUAGUCUCAUUUACAUUUAUGUAACUGGUCAUUAUUCAAGAUUUGUUGCACCAUGAUUUGACUCAUAGCUUUUUUGUUAUCAGGAAUGUGUGAGCAUUAAAAAAAACAAUCCUUUGCUUUUGCAUUUAUUCACUGUUAUUAACUGUAAUACAGAUUAAUACUUUGUUUUAAUGGGAGUGCCGCUGUGUUUAUGUGAGGCACAAAAUCCCUGUUCUUUAUUUACUUGAGCUGCUUUAAAAAAAAACAAAACCAAAGGCUUUACUGACCAAAGGUUCAUGAGCGCUGUUGCCAAGUGACCCCCAUCUCUUCCCGUAACUGUGUACUGUAUUUUGUACUAAUUUGAUGGCUUCAGUUCCUUCACUCGGUGCUGUGUAAGAACUGUCUUUGAGCCUCGCUGGGUCAGACCUUGUCUUAUGUGGCGUGGGAUACUCUUCAUCUUUAUUUAAAACUGUUUUUAUAAGGAGGAACAGUGUGGUUUUGCACUUUUUAUGUUUCCACGGCACACAUGUGACUUGUUCCCGGACAUCCGGCAUUUUAUUUGCUUUAACAAAUAACAAAAUAAAAUGUGUUUAAAGAA
Molecule: messenger RNA, 4544 nt
Organism: Oreochromis niloticus (Nile tilapia)
Lineage: Eukaryota; Metazoa; Chordata; Actinopteri; Cichliformes; Cichlidae
Gene: elna
Product: elastin a
Exons: 48
Coding region: 257-3166 (969 amino acids)
Molecular function (GO): extracellular matrix structural constituent
Source: RefSeq, a predicted model, not a curated record